Molecule: messenger RNA, 2991 nt
Organism: Chionomys nivalis (European snow vole)
Lineage: Eukaryota; Metazoa; Chordata; Mammalia; Rodentia; Cricetidae
Gene: Lvrn
Product: laeverin
Exons: 20
Coding region: 1-2991 (996 amino acids)
Biological process (GO): peptide catabolic process; proteolysis
Cellular component (GO): cytoplasm
Molecular function (GO): zinc ion binding; peptide binding; metalloaminopeptidase activity
Source: RefSeq, a predicted model, not a curated record
AUGAGCCCCCCUUCCCGCUCUGGCAUCUAUGUGAGCCGCGGGGUGGCCCUACUGUUGGCCGGGCUGACAAUCGCGCUCUUACUGGCACUGGUGGCUCUGGCUGCCCUGUAUGGCAACUGCACACUCGUCCAGCCUUCGGAGCAGCACAUUCCUGGGGUGAAGGACACCGCGUCAACCCCUCCCGGCGGCCAGGAGCAGGUGCGACCAACCCGGACACCAGAGGCUGCUAGUGAACCCGCGGUGGCCACCACUUCGCAAGACUGGCGACCCCCGUCAGGGCCCUGGAAUCAUUCGCGCCUGCCGCCCUGGCUUGUCCCGCUUCACUAUGAUCUGGAGCUGUGGCCAAGGCUAUGGCCAGAUAACCUGUCCUACACGGAGAGUGUGACCUUCACGGGUCGUGUGAACAUCACUGUACGCUGCACAGUGGCCACCUCGAUAUUGCUGCUGCACAGCUUCUUUCUGACUUACAAGCAAGCGGAAGUGUGGGGUCCCCUGGCCCUGGGCACUAGGAAUGCCACUGUAGGCCGCGUGCCAGUGGACAAGGUGUGGUUCGCGCUGGACACGCAAUACAUGGUGCUGGAACUGGGCCAGGUCUUGCAGCCGGGUAGCAGAUAUGAGCUGCACCUUGGCUUCUCUGGCCAAGUGCUUCAGUGCGUCUCAGAGGGGCUGUUCCUGAACCUCUACACCGACCAGGGCAAGCUCAGAGGCCUGAUUGCAACUCAAAUGGAACCAACAUUUGCCAGGACUGUCUUCCCCUGUUUUGAUGAGCCAGCUCUGAAGGCGACUUUCAAUAUUACAAUUAUUCAUCAUCCUGCCUAUAAGGCUCUUUCCAACAUGCCACAGCUAGGUCAGUCUGAAAGAAUCGGCGUGAAUGGGAGCAGAUGGACGGUCACUACCUUCCACACCACACCCCGCAUGCCAACUUACUUAGUCGCUCUUGCUAUAUGUGACUUCGACCACGUCAGCAGAACUGAGAGAGGCAAGGAGAUACGAAUCUGGGCCCGGAAAGACGCCAUUGCAAAUGGAAAUGUAGACUUUGCUAUGAACGCCACAGGUCCCAUCUUCUCAUUUCUGGAGGAUUUGUUUAAUAUCAGUUAUUCGCUUCCUAAAACAGAUAUAAUUGCCUUGCCUUAUUUUGACAACCGUGCCAUGGAAAACUGGGGGCUGUUGACAUUUGAUGAAGCAUCCUUGUUGCUGGAACCAGAUGAUGAACUGACAGAGAAAAGAGUCAGGCUCUUGGCUGUUAUCGCCCACGAGGUUGGGCACCAGUGGUUUGGGAACCUGGUGACCAUGAGCUGGUGGAACAACAUCUGGCUCAACGAGGGCCUUGCAUCUUAUUUUGAACUUGGAAUAAUUAACUACUUCUAUCCAAAACUUCCGAAGAAUGAGAUCUUUUUUUUUAACUUUUUAUAUGAUGUCCUCAGAGAAGAUCAUUUCCAGGAGUCUAGAGCUGUGUCCACUAAUGUGGAAAAUUUUACAGAAACAAAUGAAAUAAAAGAACUCUUCAACAUUUAUACUUACCACAAGGGAGCAUGUAUGGCCCGGAUGCUUGACAGUUUCCUGAGCCAGGACUUGUUUAUCAGUGCACUUCAGUCAUACUUGGAGACAUUUUCUUACGCAAAUGCUGAGCAAGACGAUCUAUGGAGACAUUUUCAAAUGGCCAUAGAUGAGCAGAAUAUAAUCCAGUUGCCGACAACGGUAAAGAACAUAAUGGAUAGCUGGACAUACCAGGGUGGCUUCCCAGUCAUCACGUUAAAUGUGUCUACGGGCGUCAUGAAACAGGAGCCAUUCUAUCUUGAAAAGACUGGAAAUCAAACUCUUGUAAGCCACAAUAACACAUGGAUUGUCCCAAUUUUUUGGAUGAAAACUGGAACCACACAACCUUUAGUCUGGCUAGACAGAAGCAGCAUGGUAUUCCCUGAGAUGCAACUUUCAGAUUCUGACAGUGACUGGCUGACUUUAAACUUCAACGCGACUGGAUAUUACAGAGUUAAUUAUGACGAGUUAGGUUGGAAGAAAUUAAAUCAACAGCUUGAAAAGGACCCUAAGGCCAUUCCUGCCAUUAAUAGGCUGCAGCUGGUGAGCGAUGCAUUUGCCUUGUCUAAAAACAAUUAUAUUGAAAUUGAGACAGCACUUGAUUUAACCAAGUACCUUGCUGAAGAAGAUGAAAUCCUAGUGUGGUUUGAAGUCUUGGUAAACUUGAUAAACAGGGAUGUUAUUUCUGAUGUGAACAACUAUGCUAUAUACCCAUUAUUGAAGAAGUAUUUACUAAAAAGAAUUAACUCAAUAUGGAAUACUUGUUCAACUUUAAUUCGAAGAAAUGUGGCAGCAUUACAAGAUGAUUAUUUAGCUCUAUUAUCAGUGGAAAAAGUUUUUGAAACUGCCUGUUGGUUGGGUCUUGAAGACUGUCUCCAGCUGUCCAAAGAGCUCUUCAAAAAAUGGAUGGCCGACCCAGAGAUUGGAAUACCUCAUCCAAUUCAAAGAGUGGCUCUAUGCAAUGGCAUUGCUUUGGGUAGUGUCAAGGAGUGGGACUUUCUGUUUAGUUUUUACGUCAAUAUAACUAAGGAAAAAGAAGAGAGAGGGAGCCGUCUCAUUCCUGCAAUGAGCUGCAGUAAAGAGCCCUGGAUACUUAACAGAUUCAUGGAGUAUGUCGUCACUGUGAAUCCAAAUCCUUUUAAUGAAACAAAUGUAAUAGAAGCUGUGGCAGCAUCUGAAGUUGGCCAGUACGUUGCCAAGGACUUUCUACUCAACAACUGGCCAGCUGUGAGUGAAAGGUAUGGACCAGAAUCAGUAGAUGCUCUGGUGUGGGUCAUAGGGAGGACUGUAAAUACAGACCUACAGAUUAUGGAGCUGCAGCGGUUCCUGGGAAACGUGUUGGAGGAGCACCAGAAGAUUGCGGCGCACGCCAAAUUACAGGCAAUAAAGACGGAGAAUCUGAAAAACAAGAAGAGAAUUGCCAGGAUGGCUGAGUGGCUUCGGAAAAACACAUAA